CGCAAACAGUGCAAAGGUUCUCUCCGCUUGUAUUCGCAAGACCGAAGAAACGCAGCGAACAGAUAUUCCACAUUCUCAUAACCAGCCAGUUCGGGGGGAAUAUAAACUCAACCAAUACCCACAACUAGGUGAAAUAGAAAACAAGACAAUGAAAAGUUAUUCCAAAGUUCUCCAGGCAGAGCCAUCAAAAACAACACUGUUCAAAAAAGAGAUAAGUGGUAUAACGUACAGGAUCCCAGCUCUUAUCUAUAUUAAUAAUAGCCAAACCUUUCUUGCUUUUGCUGAAAAAAGAUUGUCACCACGUGAUAAUGAUGCCACUCUCCUGGUUAUGAGGAGGGGAACACGGCAGAAUGGGUCCAUUCAGUGGUCACCUGUUCAAGAGCUUAACACAGCUUGUUUGCCAGGACAUCGCACCAUGAACCCAUGUCCGGUCUAUGAGAAAAACUCCAAGACUCUUUUUUUGUUCUUUAUCUGUGUGUUGGGUAAGACCACUGAGUGUCACCAGAUUUGCACUGGUAAGAACAAGGCUCGACUGUGUUACGUCACUACCAUGGACAGCGGGCAGAACUGGAGCAGUGCAAUAGAUUUAACAGAAAGUGUUAUUGGACAUCAGAUUGAAAAUUGGGCCACGUUUGCAGUUGGACCUGGACAUGGUAUUCAGAUGAAGAGCGGCAGACUCAUCAUUCCUGCUUAUGUUUAUUAUAUUCAUUAUCGAUGUUUCCCCUUUCGUUUUCCACUUUGCGUAAAACCCCAUGCUUUUGCAUUCUAUAGUGACGAUUGUGGGACCACGUGGUACAUUGGUGAAAGUCUAAGUACAGAGUCCUGCGAGUGUGAGAUGGCAGAGAUCAUAGAUCAGGAGUCCAGAAGCGAGUUGUACUGCAAUGCUCGAAGCACUAAAGGUCACAGAGUUGAGGCUUUUAGUGAGAGCGGUGGAGCAUCUUUUGACAAACCUCAUUUUGCACAAAAGCUAGUAGAGCCCUGUCAUGGCUGCCAGGGUAGUGUGGUGAGCUUUGUUGCAAUUGAGGAACAAGGGAACUGUUUAACACCAAGUACAAAGACUUGGCUCCUAUAUUCACACCCAACUCACAGAAUGAAAAGAAUGGCUCUUGGGGUUUAUUUAAAUAAAUCUCCUUUAAGUGCCUCUGGUUGGGGCAAACCAUGGAUCAUCCAUCACGGGCCCAGUGGAUACUCAAAUUUGACAUGUGAGGAGGGCGAUUGCUUUGCUUGCCUCAUGGAAUGUGGGGAAAAAAGUGAACUUGAAGAAAUAGCCUUUGUGGAGUUUACUGUCAGCAAUAUACUAAACAACCAGUAGCUUUUUGUACAUGGUUUAUUCAUAAUUAUUUGAAAAAGACCUUGCACUGAAAAAAUACCUUUCUGGUAAAAAAUUUAAAAUUAAAUAAACAGUAAUUUUCUAUACUGUAAUGUUAAGAUUCAGUUAAAUGUAAAUAUAUACACAUUUCAUUCAGGUAAUAAAUAAAUUGUGUGGGAAGAGUAUGUUUUUAUAAUAUAUUUACCCAUACUUAUAAGUCAAACAUAUUUUAAUGUUUUAUUGUCACUUGCACAUACUGUACAUCUAGAAAUACUAAGUUUUAUCUAUUUGGGGGAUUUUUCCAUUUUCCCUUUUUGAAAUCUCUACAGAAAUAAAAUUGAGUUUAAAUUAUUGUCAAUCAUUUAAAAAAAAAAAAGAUAAUGAUAUUCACUCCAUCAGUGUGAACAUCAGUUCUGAAUCUCAAUGAGCUUUGCACAUUGUGAUUGUGGAAUUCUUCUCCAUAUUCUUCCUACAAGAGCUUUAUCUCAAAGUUUUACAAUCAGUUCCUUGGUCUUCAUAACAAAUUUUUUGAAGAUAGAAUUUAUUUUUAUUAACUUUUAGAAAUACAAAUGCAUAAUUUGACAUAAUCUUCUUGCUGUUCAAUACACUUUGUCCACCUGUCAAUAAGCUUUUAUAUUUCCUAAUUAAAUAAUGUUUUAGGCUGAGCUACAAGCCACAAAUGCACUGCUGUCUUUACUUCUUCAUCAGAAGUGAAUCUUUGUCCUUGAGAGCUGCUUUCUGGGGACCAAACAGGUGAAAGUCCGAUCAGCCAGAUCAGGACUAUAGGGAGGAUGCUUUACCAACUCAAAACCAAGUUUUUGAAGAGUGUUGACAGUGUAGGCAGAAGUGUGAGGAUGUGCAUUGUCAGUCAAGAUCCCAACACCCUUGGAUAGCAGUCCUCCGCAUUAAAUCCGAAGUUUUGGCUUCAGCUCUUCAAUAAGCGUUUCACUGUAAUGGGCAGUGUUAAUUGUUGAACCUUUUUUCUGAUAAUCUCCCAAUACUGGCCCUUGAGGAUCCCAGAAAACUGUUGGCAUCAAUUUCAAGCUGAUAGCUGACUUUUGACCUUGUCUUUGGUCAGCAAUUGAUGUUUUCAUUCCGUACUCCGCUGUUUACCAUGAGACUCCUAAUAUAACUGGAAUUCAGAUAAUUUUUGACUCCCCCUUGCACUUUCUGGGUGCACUGUAUAUUGCAGGGCAAAUUAACGAUUUGAAUCAGUUUACAGGUUUUAUUCUUUAUUCAGCAGGUUGGCCCAGAUGGAUUUCUGCGUUCAGCUGUUGUAGUACGACUUGCCAUCCUGUAUUGUAUACAGACUGUUCUAUGAGCAGGCACGCACCUGCCAGAGCAUCAAAAGCUGGUGUGAUGGCCUCCUGUGGGUGUAUCAUAGGUACCAAAGGAGGGUCCAUGCUUAAUAAUUAAUAUCAGAUUGAAUGUUCUGCAAUGAAACAAAUCAAUAUACAUGCUAGCAGUUUUCAAGGGUAAACCGAAAUGUGGUACACAUUUCACGAGAGUGAGUAUGGCCAUGGUGCUUUGGAUGGGACAGCAUGACACUCUAACCAAUCCGUAGCUAUGGAGCCCCAUGUGGGGUAUCCUUCACUCCCCAUGCAUAUCAGUGAGCUUUGCACCCUAUUGCCGGUUCACAAGUUGUCCAUCCAUGGACCAGUAUUGGUAGGAACCACAUACGAGGAACAUCCCACAAGACCUGCCAUUUUUUAGAUGCUUUGACCCAGUCAUCCAGCAUCAUAAUUUGGUCCUUGUCGGAUUGCUUACAUUCUUACAAUUUCCCACUUUUUCUGUGUCCAACACAUUACCUUUGAGAACUGACUGUUUCCUUGCACCUUAAUACUUUAUAUCCCACCCCUUGACGGAUGCAAUUCUAACAAAAUAUUCAAUGUUGUUUAUUUUAUCUGUCAAUUCUAUUAACAGGACACUGAACAGUACAGCAGUUAGGGAAGACAUCAUGUUGGAAGAUAGGUUGGUCUAGCACUGCAAUGUUGGACUCAUUGAGGCAAGUGGAAAUCAAUACAUACAGAAGGAUGAGCUGAUGAGAGGGCUCAUGCUUUGAGAUAAAUCAUAAAUCCGUAACUACUAGACUUCAAAACGUUUAGAACUCAAGGUAUUAGUCAAGGUCAGUCACAAGUUGCUCUUGUUGAUUUAAAAGUUGGAGUGUGCUUCACACGCUUUUGUCGAGAGAUCAUCUACAAAUGGAACAUUUGAGGGGAGUUUGUUCUAUUUUUUGGUGAAGUAUGUACUUUAUAUAGUUCAUAGAGAAAGGGAAAAUAUUUGUAAAACCUCGGAUCUCAUGAGACUGUUGUGUUCAACUGUGUGAUUGUGAUGACGUUUAAAUAAAUAUUUUAAUUGUA
Messenger RNA from Clarias gariepinus (North African catfish), 3669 nucleotides. RefSeq names its product sialidase-3-like. The transcript has 3 exons. Gene Ontology annotation, biological process: ganglioside catabolic process; oligosaccharide catabolic process. The record is from RefSeq and is a predicted model, not a curated record. Gene Ontology annotation, cellular component: lysosome; cytoplasm; membrane. The coding region runs from base 149 to 1312 and encodes 387 amino acids. Gene Ontology annotation, molecular function: exo-alpha-sialidase activity. Lineage: Eukaryota; Metazoa; Chordata; Actinopteri; Siluriformes; Clariidae.